This is a messenger RNA of Limulus polyphemus (Atlantic horseshoe crab), 6171 nucleotides long. RefSeq names its product TATA element modulatory factor-like. Gene Ontology annotation, cellular component: Golgi apparatus; endoplasmic reticulum. The coding region runs from base 961 to 5085 and encodes 1374 amino acids. The record is from RefSeq and is a predicted model, not a curated record. The transcript has 3 exons. Lineage: Eukaryota; Metazoa; Arthropoda; Merostomata; Xiphosura; Limulidae.
AUUGAAAUCAUUGACUUGUCGGUGUAUGAAAAAUACUGUAUAGCGACAUCAAUUUUAAAUAUACGGUGAAGUAUGUUAGAAGUAAAUUUAAACACUUUUCACGUUAAAAUCAAAGCUAAGUAUUAAGUAUGUGUAAUAGUACUGAAUAAUCACUAACGACGACAGUGCUUGUUUAAGACUAGUGCUACUAGUACCACUAAUAUUGCACGUAGUGAAGAGUGGGAACCACGAUUUGAUAACAGAAAAAUAAAGAUAAAAUAUACUGCUUUCAACAAUUUUUAGAGUCUUAUCAUGAGUGAAUUUAAUGUUCAACUUUUCGGCCAUAGACAUACGUCAUUUUCAGAUACAAUGUUGUGGAGUAAACUCGUUUAUUAUUAAUAAUAAUAUUAUAAAAAUAGAAGAUUCAUUGAGACUAAGAAUGUUGAACUUGAAAGCAGUUUCAAUUUGGUUGUUCUUCAACUGAUUUAUGCAGCAGUUCUAAAUCUGUGGUCUGUGGAAAGAUUGUGUAAUUAUGGAAAGGCAGAAGCAGCGUGAUGUAUAGAUCCCACUGAAGGCCACUGAGGUUUAAAAAUAUGUGAACAAAUAAAGUUUGAGAACCAUUGUUCUGAAGUGUAAUAUUGCUAUUCAAAGCUUGGUGAAGAAAACGAAAAGGCCAGUUGUGUCACAGAAAGUGCAAUUAUUCCAGUUUUUAUGUAAUUAGUGUAUUUUCCUCAAAAUAAGUCAUGCAUGUGGUAUGAACUUAAUAAUGGAUGUUUCUGAGUAUCGGUGAAUUGAACCAACUCUGUUAAUUCUUGAUUUAUUCACCAAUAUCAAAAUUUUAGGCAUCAAAGAAUUAGUCUUGAAAUCUAUGUAUCAAAAUAUUUUUCUAGGGGGAUUUCUGUGGAGAGUAAAUGAAUCACAAAAAAACAAAAAGUUUAUAGCAUAAAGAGAAUUCAUGGUUGUUUUUGAUACAGCUAGAAAAUGAGCUGGUUCAACACAGUCAGUUUUGUUGGUUUUGCUAAAUCAGCAUUAUCUUCUGCACAAAAGAAAAUAGAUAAGGCUUUGGAUAUUCAAGAAGAAUCAGAAGGUAGUCACAGAAAAACAACAGAUUCAGCCAAACAGGAUUCAUGGUCAUUCCAGGAACAACCAAAGACAAAUCUAUUAGCUGUUGGACAAAACACCCAACCAAAGAAGCUAGAAGAUUUACAGACAGAAACUACAAUGUUGGACCCUUUGGAAGAAUUAAAAUACAAUGAAACAUAUGAUAAGGAAAAUUCAAAAUUUUGGUCUGACUGGGGAUUGUUUUUUGAUUCUAAGGAAACACCAGGCUCAUUUGAAAGUAUUGAGAAUCUUACCGCAGGAUCUACAGCAAAAUAUAUUGGUGAUACAGUAGUUCAACAACCACAAACAUCACAGGUUUUGCAAAAGAAAGAAGAUAACAUGUCAGCAUUGGCAUUGUUUACUACUGAAAAUAAGGACACUAAUGAUCAGGUCAAAUUUGAUAGUGAAGUAGCUAAUAGUUUGUCAAUUUAUUCUGACAAAAGUGAAAACUUCAUGAAUCAGAAUAAUGACCAAAAAAAUGUUGGUUUUUCUUCUAAGAAAGUUCUUGAAAUUGAUUCGAUAAUGUUUAAUAUAGAGAAAGUAGCACAAAAAGAAGACCAUUUUCAGACUAAAUUGUAUGAACCUCAAGGUACAAGUACAGAAUGUAUUGUUGAUAGGGGUGAAUACUUACAUAAGGAAAGCAAAGACAGGGAAAAUGUGGAAGAGACACUAUAUUAUUGCAGUCAAAGAACAGAUGAUACUUCUCAGAAAAAAGACUUUAAAAACUUUGAGUUUCAGAAUGCCGAAAUAAGUAGAAAAGAUAGAAUUCUUAUUUGUGAUGAAGAGUUUGAUCCACUUCAUAAACAAUUUGAGUUACCAGUAACACAGAAUGAUUCAAGUGACUCAGAAACCUUGACUGGUAGUGACCUUAUGGCUCACUCCACAGAGGAAAAAAGCUUAGAAACUUUCAAUCUUGAAGAUUUUGAAGAAAAGAAACUAGAAAGUAUUACAGAUAUGCUGCAUAAUAAUACAUCACCAAAAAAUAGAAUAAAAGAAAAUAUUUCAGAUACUGAAACAGAUUGGCAGCAUAAUAGGAAACACAUAUUUUUUGUAGAAAAUAAAGAGUUUGUUGUCAGUGAUAAUAUGAGCACUGAAGAUGAAAUGUUUCAUCAGGAAAUGGCUCAAGAAGAUGUAAAAACUAUUUUAGAGCAGGAACAAACUGAUUUUCAACAUCAACACCUGGCUUCUAGUUGCAACCCCAAUACAUUAGAAGAAAAGCAACUAGAGUGUAAACAAAAACUAACUGAAGAGGAAGCAAAUGUUCAAAAAAGCAAUGAAAUAGUUAGUAAAAAAGACAGAUUAUGUGACUCACAAACUAAUACAGAGAGUAGUCUCUCAAACAAAACUGUAAUUUCAACAAUGCAGCAUGAUAGAAGUUUGGAUAUCCCUUUGUUCACAGAGUUACCUGUUAGUUCUUGUGAUUCUCAAGCAUUAUCCAGAGAUCAGGAAAACACGCCCAUGGAAAUUAAUAUUCAAAAUUCUUCAGAUGAAUGGGAGGAAAAACAAAAUAUGGAAACAUCUCAAUCUGAGUAUUUUGGUGAACUCUGUCAGUGUUUUAGUGUAGAAAAGCAAGAAAUACGAGUUAGUAGUGAAGAAGAUGAACCAAGAGAUGCAAAAGACUGGGAGGCUAGAUCUUCAGAUAGUGUUGGUUCACAUGAAACAAGCUCUUCAAGCUCUUUUGUGAAAUGUGUGAUGGAUGACAUAGAUAAUACGUCAUCACUACCAAGUACACAGGGAAAUUCUGGAUCUCUAUCUGAACGAUCAGAACUUCAAAAACUUGACUUCAACAGUGGACAUACAUCUGGUGAUGAAGUUGAGACAACCACAUCAUCAGAUAUUGAAAUAAUUUCACCAAAUGGAGAUAAUGGAGAAUACCAUCGUUUAUCUCCUUUGAAACACAUGUGGACUUUGCGUCCAAAUAACAAAAGUAGAUCAUCUGAAAGUCCAUCCUCUGAUACUGGCAGAGAAGGAAUAAUGCCUGCUGUUCAGGAAACAGAAGAAGAGAGUGAUCUAGAUGGUGAGAACAUCAGAAAAACACCAGAUUCUAACACAGUAGCCAUGGACAGCAUGCUGAAGAGGAUGACAGAGAUCGAAGAAGUUUUGAAUCAGAGAGAGAAAAAAAUAUUAGAACUAAGUAGAGAAAAUAUUAAACUGCAAGAGAGCAAUAGCUCUCUGUUGAAUGAACUCAGUCAAGUAAAGGAAGCUUACAGCAAUGAAAGCAGAGGGGUAUCUGGCCUGACCCAAGAGUUCACACAGCGGCUUGCUGAUUUAGACACUAAGCUUCAGAAUGCUACAAAGGAAAGAGAUAAACUCUUUCAAGACUUAGAAACUGCAAAAAGUGAAGCCGCUAGUCGUCUGAGUGUUAAAGAAACUGAAAAGAUCCUUCAAGAUAAAGACCAGCAGAUUAGAGAAUUGUUACAAGAAGGAGAAAAACUUUCUAAACAACAGCUCCAGCAAUCUAACAUUAUUAAAAAACUGAGGGUCAAAGAAAAAGAAAAUGAUGGAAUUAUUAAAUCACAGAAAGAAACACUUGAAGGUCAAACCAAAGAGCUAGAUCGAUUGAGAAAAUCUUUAAGUGCUAAAGAUGAACAGGAGAAAAUACAUAUUGAAAUUAUUCGACAACUCAAAUCUACUGUUCAAAAACAAGAGACUGAAGUAUCAACAUUAAAAAGUGACUUGGAAGAUGCCCAUGAAAAAGUUGUAAGUUUAAAUAAAGCUUUACAAGCAUCUUCAAAGGAACUGGCUGAAUUGUUAAGAGCUAAUGCAGAAAAAGAUAGCAAAGUUCAAGAAGCAUUGUUGAGUGCUGAAAUAGCAGCUAAAGAAGAACUGCGUCAAACUUUAGAACAUGUGAAGCAAGAGUAUAGUAGAGAAAGGGAAACUUUGCAAUUUCAGCUACUAGAAACAAGAUCUAUGACUAGUCAACUUGAACAGGAAAGCCAACAUCAAGUAGGAACACUUCAGACAGAAAUAGCUGAGUUGCGGUAUAGAUUACAAGAGGCAGAUCAGCGUACUGAAGAUGCUAAUCAGAAUAUAUCAUCAGCAACAAGACCUCUGUUAAGACAAGUAGAAAAUUUACAGUCAACCUUACGAAUGCAGGCUAUGUCUUUUGAAAGGUUGGAGAAAAACCUAAAUGAAAAACUCAUCGAAUCUCAAAAAGAACUGAUGUUAGCGAAAGAAUCUGAGAAAACAGCUAAAGAAACAUGCAAAGAAUUGAAAUCAAAGACCAACUCUUUGCUGUCUGAAAAUCUUCUUUUAAAACAGGAGGUGUACACUUUAACUAAACAAGUUGAAGAUAAUUCUAAAAAACUUGCAAAUAUUGAACUUGAGAAAGAAAAAUCUGUUAGCAGCAAUGCUUAUCUUAAGAACACCUUAGAGAAGAAGCUAUCAGACUUGCAAAAGGAGAAGGAGAAUUUGGAAGCACAAACAGUAUUAUUACAGCAGCAGUUAGACACUGAAAAAAGACAGGCAGAAGUUUUAAAAGACCAGAUGAAAUGUUCAUCUGGGGCUGUUAGUAGAACCAGUAGUCGCCACUCAACUUCACCUUCUUCUCAUCAUUUAUCCUUCAGCAACUCUUUGAACCAGUGGGAGCCUGACCUAGUGGAGCCAAGUGAGCAUUUUGGAUGGGGCUCUUAUUCUAGUUCAACUGCUUUUAACCACUUUUCUAAAACCAGUGAUGCAACUUUUUUGGAAAACUUGCAAUCUCAGCUAAAGCAAAAAGAAAGUCAGUUAGGCCUUCUGCAGUCUCAAAUUGAGCACCUGGAACAAGUGAAAGAAUCCAUGACUCAGGAACUAGUGAAUUUAAAUGAAAAAAUUGACCAUCAAGACAGUGAAUUAUGUGUCCUUAAAGACUUGCAGUCAGAGUUCCAAGAUAUGGAGCAGAAAUACAACACACUUCUUCAAAUGUAUGGGGAAAAAGUGGAAGAAGCUGAAGAACUAAAGCUAGAUCUAGAAGAUGUAAAAUUGGCUUUCCGUAACCAGUUGGAUGCUUUAACUAGGGAAAAUUAGUUCAGCAUGGUUUUAAAAUACACAAUAAAUAAAGUGACUGGCACUGAAAUAUUGUCUUAUUCAGCUCAUAAUUAUCUAGUAAUUUAUUUUAAAUGAAAAAUUAUUAAUAUACAGCAUAUAUAUAUUUUUUUGUCAAUAAACAUAAUUUUCACUUCAUCCACUAAAUGGGUUGUACAGUACAAUGUAUAUUUACAAGUAAUUUGUGAAUCAAAUUGAUAUAACAUAUGUUAUACAUAGUGUGUUACUUUGCCAUUAUUAAUGUUUUCCCCUUUAUUUUUGAAAUAUAUAUAUAUAUUUCAGAGAUAAAGGGGAAACAUUAAUAAUGGCAAAGUAACACACUAUGCAUGACAAGUUUGUAUAUGUGUAUAUGUUUUAGAACUGUUUAAGAGAUAUGUACUUUGAAAGAAUAGUAUUCUAAUUUGGUGUUAAGGUUUACUUAAUUUUUUUGUUGGUUGGUUAAAUAAUUGGCUUGAAGUUUAUAAAGAAUAUUUUAAAAUUAGCAAUUUUUAUGCACCUCUAUAAAUCUUCUGGUGGGUCUUUUUUGUGCUGUUGGAUUCAUUAAAGUAGGAAAAUAAGAAAAUACUAAUCGAAAUAUCUCUGAUAACUUUUUGUGGUUACUUCAUGCUUAGUAUAAAAACAGUUUAUUUUGAACAUUUUAUGGCAAGUAAUAUAGUUGUAUGUUUCUUGCAUCAAAUAACCCACAUGUAUGUAUAGAAUAGGGCAAAAAGUUUAUUUACCAUUUUUUUUCCACCAGUUUUUAGUGAGAAGAAUAUUAUUCAAGGAUUGGGGUAUCUUUUAUAAUAGCCCACUUCUUUGAAUUAGGCGAGUUUUGACAGAAACAACCCCCAGUCAUUAACUAGGGACCAAAUUGAAGCAACCUACAUUAAUCAAUCAGUUUCAAGCUGUGGCUUUCAUUAAUAUGAAAGAUGUUUUUGUUGUUUUUUCUUUUUCACCAUUUGUUACAACAUUACAUUUAAGGUAUAUAAUGUUUGUUUAAUCAUUUUGUUUGUAAGUUAUGCAAAUUAUCCUAAUGUGGAAUCUUUGGUUCAUUUUUAAAUUUAUUAAAUACUUGUGUUACUUUUAAAA